This is a messenger RNA of Canariomyces notabilis, 1623 nucleotides long. RefSeq lists its product as uncharacterized. The coding region runs from base 402 to 1349 and encodes 315 amino acids. The record is from RefSeq and is a predicted model, not a curated record. Lineage: Eukaryota; Fungi; Ascomycota; Sordariomycetes; Sordariales; Chaetomiaceae. The transcript has 2 exons. Gene Ontology annotation, molecular function: protein binding.
UCAUAGUGCACUCGCUGCUCGCAGCCAACCAUUCCCAUUACCGAUCUCUAGAUUGCAUUCCCCCACCCUGCUGCCUGUUCCGCGGCGGGCCCGGCUCACCACGUGGCAAACCCGAUUUCUGCGCACAUCUGCGGCAAAAGUAAUCGACCGUCAAAUACUGAAGAGUUGGAGAUUCCCUGAUUCCGGGCCAGUCAACACUCAACAGUCAAACUGCAGUAUUCCUGUGUCAGUCUCUCACUUCCCUUGAUUGAAUGGUACUACUGUACUAGUAUAGGUACCUUACUUUAUAAGUAGGUACAUCCGGGGGGACCUCCACUGCAGGUCUCCCUGGCAGUACUCAGUCAUCACUUUGUCUUAACUACGACCGCCAUGAACGUCAGCAAUAACACAGGAGCGACACCAUGUCUUCAUUGUUUAAACACACUGCCAACUACCUCCGGUUGGUUCUGCCGAAGCAAACAACGCCGCAGACGAUACCCGGGCAAGGGGCCGCAAGGACGGUCCCGGAGACGAGUCGGAACAUCGACCCCCAGCGAGCCAGCGCCCUCCUGGUUUCACUCCCUGUAGAGAUGCUCAAUCUCAUCGUCUCAUACUUAACUCUCGAGUCCGAAGUGGCAUUUGCUCUCACCUGCCGGCUGCUCUACCGUUUAUACAUGCCACCAAAGCCACGCCUUAGGUGUCUCGAGGACGAGCAAAAAAGAGACCUACUCCUUUGGCUCGAAAGGGACACCCCCCAGCUCUGCUUCUGCCACGCCUGCAUGAAACUGCACACAUGGAGUCGAGUACCCAGAGUUGUGGACCAAGACAUCUACUAUCCUCAACUUUGCCCCAAGCAAAUUGACGAUCCGCUUCUCUCGAUGCCUCAUCCAUUGUACGGGAUUAGAUACGGGCAGGCACGCCUUAUCAUGAGGCGCCACCUUUACGGAGAUUCCUAUGGCCUGGAACUGGAAACACUGAAUCGGGACCGGCUGGUUGAGGCGCGCAUCAGCUACCCGCCAACGGGCGUCGGUGUAAUGGUCAAGCAGUCGUGGCGAGCACGAAUCAUCAAUGAUGAGCUAUACGUUAAGGCGACAAUGGAAAUAUACCACCGCAAAGGCUGUGCGCGAACCUUCGGGCAAUGCCUCUACAACCCCACCUUCGAAUUCGAGCAAUCACGGGUAUGCCAUCACGUCUGGGCCUGUCACGACCCGUAUUGGAGAGUAUCGACCGGUGGCUAUUCAGUUCAAGAAGUGCAUCGAGAUGAUUGCUUGCCCGACAUGAUUUUCACCAGGUCCCAGGGGCCGCUCAAGUCCUGUCCUCAUUGCUUUACCGAUUUCCGAAUCAGCACAAAGUAUAUUCGCCAUUCCUGAAUGCAAAUCAACAAAAAGACGGCCCAGUCGGCUGGGUUAUGACCAUUUCCAAGUGGCACCGACUGGGCAAAUGCAGUUGCCCAGAGGAUCGAGAAUGGGCCAGCUCCGUCAGCUUCAUGCCGCACCAACUCGGACAUGUCCGGACUCAAGAUCCAUCGUGCUCGGCGGGCGAAGUGUACCGCGCAUGGGAGGGUGCCGAGCUAAACAGGGAUGGCGCAGCGGGUGUAGUCUUGGAGAGCGAGGACUGCGGAGACAAGGAGGCCAGCUUCGUCAA